AUCACAUCCUCUUGUCUUUAUCAGUUUGAAUCAGUUCAGAGUUUCGUGUCAUGAUCUGGAAUCAGCUCUGCAGCGGAUUAGUAUGGGACAGCCUACCAACCUUUACUUCACCUUCCUCUUCCUCCUCCUGUCUCCCUGCUGGGGUCAUCAGAGGUCAAACCCAGAUGGCGAAAGGUCAUCCUGCGACCACUGUGACCUUCGGCUCUCCUGUAACUGCUCCUAUGGCGGAUUCACCCACAUCCCCGUGGUAACAGACCGUGCCCUGAGUCUUGACCUCUCCUUCAACAACAUCACUGUGGUGACCGCUGAUGACCUGAAAGGCCACAGAGGACUGAGGGCUUUGAGUCUCCAUGGCAACAGACUCGCUGUGAUCCAUCCAUCAGCAUUUGACCCUCUGUGGAGCCUGGAGGAGCUAGAUCUGUCUGACAAUCAGCUGACUGCUCUCAGCCAUAAAUGGUUUCGCAAGCUAGGAGCUCUGCAGGAGCUCAACCUGCUCAACAACCCAUACAGCUGCCUGGGCUCUCCUCCACUGUUGCAGAGUCUGGUCUGGUUGAGGAGGCUGAAGUUUGGAGGUCCCGCUCUGGAGGAGCUGAAGAGAGGAGAUCUUUUUGGAGUCACUCAGUUGGAGGAGCUAACUGUGCAUGCCAACAACCUAAUGAGAUAUGAGUCCGGUGCUCUGGCAGACAUUUGGCCGUUGGGUCGUGUCACUUUGAGCCUCCACGGCCCAUUUUUAACAAAUGCAGCCAUGGCCUCAGCUGUGCUCAACGACGUGACGUACCCUGAGACACAUAUCGUUCUAGAGGACCUCCAACUGUUUGGGAAUCAGUCUGUUCAGCCCCUGAAAGCAGCAGCCAGGAGGAGAGUCAGGUGCAUUACCUUGCGUAACCUUUCUGUGAACGAUGAAGCCAUUGUUGACUUCUUGGUGGUGUUGGAUGGAGUGCCGCUCACCUCCUUGUUGAUGGACAACGUCACACUGAUAGGCACGGGCAGGUGGGAGAAAGCCAGCAUGACCAAUCAUGACAGCUUCGACGAGUUCCACUUACAAAACAUUGUGGUGCUGAAUGUCUUCAAGUUUGUCUCAUUUCUACAGCUGGGAUUUCUGCUGAAGUAUCCCAGAAAGGUGUCCGUCAUAAAUGGCAAGGUGUUUGUGAUGCCCUGUGACACGUCCAGCCUCCUAAAGAACCUGCAGUACCUGGACCUGUCUGACAACCUGUUGACUGACCUGACUCUGGAGGAGACUCUGUGCCACGGACGCGGGACACUGAAGGACCUCCGAGUUUUAAACGUCAGCGGAAACGCUCUGAAGUCUUUGUCCAUGGUGAGCCGGCUGGUAGUGAAGCUCUCCAAACUGACCCAUCUGGACAUCAGCAGGAACGGCUACAGCUCCAUGCCCCAGGGCUGCUCCUGGCCCUCCACCCUGCGAUUCCUAAAUAUCUCCAGGGCUCAACUUACAACCAUCACCUUCUGUCUACCGGCAACUCUGGAGGUGUUGGAUCUGAGCAACAAUGAUCUCAACCAAUUCAUUCUGCUCCUGCCUGCUCUGAGAGAGCUUCACCUCUCUGGGAACAAGUUUCUGAGGCUGCCCAUUGGAUGGCUUUUCCCAAAUCUGCAAACACUGACCAUACAGUCAAACACCCUGAACAUGUUCGGCCGUUCAGAUCUCCAGUCAUACAAACGACUCCGGAGCCUCCAGGCGGGUCAGAACAAGUUUGUCUGCUCCUGCGACUUUGUCAACUUCUUCCAGUCGGACAUUAAAGGAGGUGGAGUGCAUUUAACAGAUAGAGAGGAGAGCUACAUCUGCGACUCUCCUCUCCACCUGCAGGGGGAAGCAGUGGGUCGAGUCCGCCUCUCCGUUGUGGAGUGCCACCCGGUUUUGUUUGUGUCUGUGAGCUGUGGGGUGGCACUGCUUGUUGCCAUUCUGGUGUGCGUCCUGCUGUGGCGCCUCCAUGCGUUCUGGUACCUCAAGAUGACGUGGGCGUGGCUGAGGGCCAAGCGUAGCUGCCGGCGCCGGCGGCGACACAGAGAUAGAGCCGGUUCAGAAGAACUGCUGUGCUUCGACGCCUUUGUGUCCUACAGUGAGAGAGACGCUAGCUGGGUGGAAAACUUCUUGGUUCCAGAGCUGGAGGAGCCAAGGGACAGUGAUGAAGACUCUGUGAAUCCCAGAAAUCCCCGGCCUCUGACCCUGUGCCUGCACAAGCGGGACUUCCUUCCUGGACACUGGAUUGUGGACAACAUCAUGAGCGCCAUGGAGCGCAGUCGGCGGACAGUCUUUGUCCUCUCCGAGAAUUUUGUCCAGUCCGAUUGGUGCCGCUAUGAGCUGGACUUCUCCCACUUCUGGCUCUUUGAUGGAAACGCUUGUGGAGAUGCAGCCAUCUUGAUCCUGCUAGAACCGCUGUCCAAGGACGAUAUCCCCAAACGCUUCUGCAAACUGCGCAAACUCAUGGGCUCCACCACCUACCUGGAGUGGCCUCAGGAGGAGGAGAGGACUGGGGAGUUUUGGAGGAGUCUCCGCAAUGCUUUGAGGGGAGAGGAAGAGGCUGACUGAGAGGGGAAAGACCAAAUAAAGAGGAGAAAGUCAGCGUACAAAAACAAGAUGUAAGAUGAAUAUUGAACAACAGCAGCAGCAGAAAAGGGUCAGGAAAGAAUAAGAAUUGAAGACGAGGAAAUGGUUUCAGUACGCUCCAGAUGAAGCUUGUUGUAUCAUCAGUGUCUGAAACCUGCCUCCCAACUCCCCCCUGUCUAAUGCUGGAUUCGGGGGAGGGCAAUCACAUCAUGCAGUGUUGCUUUUGAAAUGACCAGUUUGUGUCAGCUUGCAUUUGCUCAUCAUAAAUAAAUGUUGUUUCUUUGUUUUGAAACCGGAAUGAUCUGCAUUAGUCAGUCUAGUUUCUAGAUUCAGGAGAUUGGUCAACUGUGUUUGUUUAAAUGAUAUGUAAAUAAUAAGAAAACAGCGUAGAUUAAAUCACAUAGAUGUCAUCGUCUCUUUUUAAAUUGCCGGUUACUUUCUCAGUUUUUUCAUUGAAUGCAUUCAAUAUUUGUUACCAUAAAAAUUCGACAUGACUGAUGAGAAUGCAGCUCUAACAACAAUUAAUAACAUCCUUUGUAAUAAUCUUAAUCAUGUUUUCUUAUUCUGAUAAUAAGGAAUAUAAAAGCUGUAAUAAAUUUUAAACUUUUAUUACAAGUGAAGAAGAUGUGCUGCACCUUUAAUCAGAUCAUUUGCUGGUAGUGCGGUAAAAUGGCCAUUUGGGGGAGCUGUUGGUUUGUCUCUUCUGUUUGAAGACAUUGUCAGUGUUCAUGAAACUAAUUCUGGCAACAAUAAACAGCUUCAGUACUUGUGUGA
Messenger RNA from Chelmon rostratus (copperband butterflyfish), 3337 nucleotides. Its product is annotated as toll-like receptor 2 type-2. The record is from RefSeq and is a predicted model, not a curated record. Gene Ontology annotation, cellular component: membrane. The transcript has 12 exons. Gene Ontology annotation, molecular function: triacyl lipopeptide binding; protein binding; transmembrane signaling receptor activity. NCBI's taxonomy places the organism in Eukaryota, Metazoa, Chordata, Actinopteri, Chaetodontiformes, Chaetodontidae. Bases 83 to 2545 code for a protein of 820 amino acids. Gene Ontology annotation, biological process: toll-like receptor signaling pathway; inflammatory response; immune response.